AUGUGGGAUGUAAUAACCACAGGACCAAUCACCAUCAUGAUGGCGAAUACACAAGCAGCAGCACAAGGAGCAGGUGCUGAUCAGAUGAUACCAAAGCCGAAGUGUCAACUUACCUCGGAGGAAAGAACAAGAGCAAACCUGGAUAAUGAGAAGGACAACAAACUGACAGUGGCCAUGAAGAAGUUCGAGGAUUUCAAGAUGUUGCCGAAUGAAGCUGUCACAGACAUGGAACUAAGGUUCGCCAGGCUCAUGAGUGAUCUGUCUGAUCUCAGGAAGGAAUUAUCCGAAAAGGAAAAGAACCUGAAGAUCCUUCGUGGCCUACCGAAGUCUUGGGAGAUGAAGGUCACAGCAAUGAGAGAUCACCGAGACAUGAAGACCACAAACACAACCAAGAUCUUUAGUGAUCUUAAGGCCUACGAGUUUGAGCAUGAACCAAAGGAUGCUGAUGAACCCGAAACAAGAAAUGAAAAUGAAGAGGUUUAUGAGGAAGAACAACUUCCAAGAUUCUCAUCGCUCGGGACACCGAAGCUAGGGCAUUUCAAGGCGAAUUGUCCUCAUCCAAUUGUCAGUAAGCACCAAGACAACAAUACUACCAAAAGCCCAUCCAAAGAAGCUGGAGAAAACUACAAGAGAAAUGACAAGCCAGAAUCAUCAAACUCCAUAAACGAAAGAAGAAGGAAAGCUAUGGUAGUAAACGAAACAUCUGACAAUAUUGAAGCCGAAAGCAGUUCCUCAAGUUCAAGUUCAGAUGAUGACAGUUCUGAAGAAGAAAAAGGGCUGCUGUGUCUGUUCAGCCAAGAGUCAGAUGAGCUAUGCCUUAUAGCCGAUGAUGAUGAGGUAAAUUCACAAUCAUUCUCUUGUUAUUCAGCAGAGUCUAGUUCUAUGAGAAGUCAAACUUCCAAUGAAUCAGUUACCGAAAUGAUGAGGGAGUUCAAGAUAAUCAAAAACACAUACUCUAAAUUGAAAGAGGAGAACUCUCGGCUUAUGAUUAGCUACAAUGCGCUAAGGCAAGUUCGAAUUGAGAACAUAAAGCUAGCCAUCGCUAAGAAGUAA
Ipomoea nil (Japanese morning glory) is the source of this 1053-nucleotide messenger RNA. RefSeq lists its product as uncharacterized. Bases 1 to 1053 code for a protein of 350 amino acids. The transcript has 4 exons. NCBI's taxonomy places the organism in Eukaryota, Viridiplantae, Streptophyta, Magnoliopsida, Solanales, Convolvulaceae. The record is from RefSeq and is a predicted model, not a curated record.